GGCCGGCGCCGCCCCCGCGGCCGCCGCUUCCCGUCGCGCCAUGGCGGGGCUGGGGCGGGCUCUGCGGCUGCGGGCGCUGCUGCCGCAGCCGGGCCCGCCGCCGUGUGCGGGGCCGCGGCGGGCGCUGCGCGGCGCCGCGGCGGUCCCGCGGGCGCGGGCGGACCGGUUCGGGGGGGUGAGAGUGGACCUGGCGGAGCUGCGCGGCCGCCGCGGGCCGGGCCCGGCCGCCUUCGGGCGCUGGCUGCAGGAUUCGGUUAAGCAGUGGCGAGAGGAGGGCAGGAUAGCUGUCUGGCUGCACAUUCCCAUCCUCCAAAGCAGACUUAUAGCUACGGCUGCUUCGCAAGGCUUUACUUUUCACCAUGCCGAGUCAGACUCCUCCACGCUGACGCUGUGGCUAGGAGAAGGGCCCAGCCGGUUACCAGGGUAUGCCACGCAUCAAAUAGGAGUUGCAGGUGCUGUUUUAGAUGAAAGCACUGGAAAGGUGUUGGUCAUACAAGACAGAAAUAGGAAUGUAAAUGCAUGGAAAUUUCCAGGAGGCCUUUCUAAUCCAGGCGAAGACAUUGGAGACACAGCAGUUCGAGAGGUUUUUGAAGAGACUGGCAUCAAGUCCAAGUUCAAGUCCAUCCUAAGCAUAAGACAGCAACACAGACACCCCGGAGCCUUUGGGAAGUCAGAUAUGUACAUCAUCUGUCGCCUGGAGCCUUCCUCCUUCACCAUCAGCUUCUGCCAGCAGGAAUGCCUGAGGUGCGAAUGGAUGGACCUCGAUGAGCUUGCCAGGACAAAACACACUACUCCCAUCACCAGCAACGUAGCUAGGCUGUUACUUUAUGGAUACCGAGAAGGUUUUAAUAAGAUUGAUAUAACCAUGAGAGAGUUUCCAGCUGUUUACACAGGCCUGUUCUACAAACUAUACCACAGGGAGCUGCCCGAGUCCUAUAGAAAUAUUACAGGAUAGGAACAAAUUUCACAUUUUAUUAAAUUAAUAAUUUAGAAUGUUUACUGUCGAGUAAUUUGGACCAUGUUAAAAUUAUUCAUGGACUACUUUUAGGAUGAAAGUCAAUAGUCACUCUAUUUUCUAAUAAGCAAUAGAUAAAUUAUUUUAAAUGGUAAAUAUUCCUCUAAGUGUGCAUCAGAUUAGUUUUCCUUUACUCUGUAAAGCAAAUGUAAAGUAAAUAAAACAGCUCUAUCUAGA
Dromaius novaehollandiae (emu) is the source of this 1192-nucleotide messenger RNA. RefSeq names its product nudix hydrolase 6 (gene NUDT6). Bases 41 to 955 code for a protein of 304 amino acids. The transcript has 5 exons. The record is from RefSeq and is a predicted model, not a curated record. NCBI's taxonomy places the organism in Eukaryota, Metazoa, Chordata, Aves, Casuariiformes, Dromaiidae. Gene Ontology annotation, molecular function: ADP-ribose diphosphatase activity; NADH pyrophosphatase activity; NAD binding.